This is a messenger RNA of Moneuplotes crassus, 1973 nucleotides long. NCBI's taxonomy places the organism in Eukaryota, Ciliophora, Spirotrichea, Euplotida, Euplotidae. The record is from the annotation of a GenBank genome assembly.
CCUUGUUCACAUAAAGUCUAUAUCAAGUCUAACCAUAGAUUAAUGGUUGAAGAAGAGAAAGAGAUUAACUCUGAUGAUUGGGAAGUCAACUCUGAUGAGCUCAAUCGCCCUUUCGACUCUGAUGAUGAAGGUACUCACCCAUUUUGCUUCCAUAAGGCUAACUUAUAUUAUAGACAUUUCAGUUCCAAAGAAAGUUAAGAAAAGAGUCAAGAAACAAGGUCGCAAGUUCAAGAAUGAUGUUGACACCAAUGUCAUGAAAGUCAACAUGAGUGCUCUCGAGCCUGAAGACUUCACCACUGGAGACCCUGUAUUCUGUACCAACUGCAGUGCAGUUCUGAAUGUCCACAGCCAUCUUGAGCAACAUGAAGCUGAAGGUGACGACAACGAAUCUAGAGUCUGGAUCUGUGAGUUCUGCAACAAUAAAAACGAAAUAAAUUUGGAUGAACAUGAAGUGCCUGACAAAGAGAGUGGUGAGAGCAACCUCAACUACAUACUUGAGAAGCCUGAAGACGAAGCAGAUGAACACAAACAAGAUGAAGAAAUCAAAGGUUAUGCUCCAGAUGUUACCAGAGACUCCUCAGAAACUCCUCUGAUAUUCUGCAUCGAUAUGAGCAGUUCAAUGAACAAUUCAGUAAUGCCUCUCGACAAAGGAGAUCGUUCUUUAACAAGAUACCAGUGUCUUGCUAAAGGCAUCUGCGACCAGAUCGAAGCAUUCAAAGAAGCAAAUAAAUAAAGUUGGAAUCGUCUACUUCUGUAGCUAUUUAGCAGUCUGAGGAGAUGGAACUGCCGAGCUAAAAGAGAUAAGACCAGGUGAAGCUCUGAACAAUGAAGAGUACUUAUAUGCCAAUGCAGAGAAUCUAGCCAUGACUCAUAUGUCCCAACCAGUCAGCCUUACUCAUGAGAACCUUAUAGCCAUGGUUAAGAAGAAGAAACCAAGAGGAAUGACUGCUCUCGGCCCUGGCGCUCUCACAGCUAUCACCAUGGCUGGUGCUGUAGGCAAAGGAGCUACUGUAGUAAUUUGCACAGACGGUGAGACCAACCUAGGAGUAGGUUCUCAAACGGCAUACAAAGAAACUUCUGACUGGAAAGAAAGAGUCGAUAAGUUCUAUGAAGACCUUGCUGCAAACGCAAAUGAGCAUGGAGUCACAGUCAACCUCAUGAGUCUCAAAGGAUGUUAUUGUAACCUUGACAACUUGAUUGUUCUCAGCGAAGAAACUGGAGGCCAAGUCAACAUCAUCGAUCCUCAAGAUGCAAGCAAUGAGUUUGAGACAAUGCUACAGGUCAAGCCUAUAGCCACCAACGUCACUGUAAAGGUGAGACUACAUCAAGCACUAGAGUUCAAGAAUGAGCUCAGCAAGAAUUUGAGUGCUGACAGAACCCUAAUGACCAAGAAACUAGGAAAUGUCAAUGCUAAUACUGAAGUGACCUUCAGUUACAGGCUCAAAGAUCCUGAUCAACUUGCUCUCAUCGAAGGCUUCAACAUUGAAGAAUUCAGCAAGAUUCCAUUCCAGACCCAGAUCGAGUAUUGCAGACUUGAUGGAACCAAGUAUCUCAGAGUGAUUUCAAGAGUGCUUGAGACUUCGUCAGAUGCUGAAGAAGUUAAGCAAGACUUGAACAUAGGCAUCGUGGCUGUGAACGCAGCUCAGCAAGCAUCAAACCUUGCUAGAGAAGGACGCUUUAGAGAAGCUCAAGCACUCUCAUACAACAAUAAGAAGUUCAUCAAGAAAAUUGCCAAGACUGAAGAGGAUACAGCUAUGUACAAGGCCUUUAAAGGGAGCAUGAGGCAAAUGUACAAUGAAGUGCAUGAACAAAGCAACAAAGAAGAUAUGGUCAAACUAAGACAAGAGAGGGAGAAAGAACCAGCCACAUACCAAGCAAAACCGGUCAGAAGUGAUGCGUUAACAAUGAACGUGCACAAUAUGCGUUCACUGACAUAUGAAGCUUUGAUAGAGAGAAGUAAGGAAUAAAUUCAA